Molecule: messenger RNA, 918 nt
Organism: Diabrotica balteata
Lineage: Eukaryota; Metazoa; Arthropoda; Insecta; Coleoptera; Chrysomelidae
Source: the annotation of a GenBank genome assembly
AUGUCCCCACCAUCGAAUUCAGGCGUUACCUCAGUACAUUGUAGGCAUCGUAUUAACGAUGCAGCUAAGAAAAUUAGAAACUACACUCAUGAAAUUGGUGAAUCAUAUAACAGUAAAAGGUUCGAGUGUUUUGACGUAGUUACUAAUAUGCAGACACGUGAUUUAAUUAACAAUUUCAAUUUAAUGUGCGACAGAAAUGAACUAAACUAUCAUAUAUGUGGCCUUAUUGUCAUAAAUAAUGUACAAAGAAGGCGUUCAAGAAGACCUGAAGCAUCAGCAAAUUUACGAGAGAACGCUUUUAAGCAUAAAGUAAGGCUUUUUGACAAGAAAGAACAGCAGUUUAAGGAAAUUCAAUACGGAAUGGUUAAUUAUGAUCUUGAUGGAAUGCCAGCUGUUAUUAAGAUAAGAAGAAAGUUUAAAGGUGUAAGUUGUGAAUGUAAAACUCAUGCUGAUGCUCAUUUCCUUAUUAUGCUGCGUCUUGAAAUUAACGAAGAUGAGAUUCCUACAAUUGUAUUUUACGGGAAAGGGAAAACUGAAGUUGAUGUGACCCUUGUCCAAGCAGAAGAAGCAUUAGCUGCCCCGAAUGAUGACUGUUCUGAUAUAGAAGAUGAUGAAGAUCCAGAUUAUGAAGAGGCUGAUAUGUCAACAUCAGAUGAGGAUGAAGUAGCAUUAGAAAAAGAAGAAAUUCCUCAAAAGACUAAAAAAGCGGAAAAACAAAAAACUAUCUGGAAGACUGGAAAAUUUGUACCUCCAAAUGUUUACUUCGUGCCUACAACAGACAUCCAGAGAGGUUUAGUAGUUUUUAAUAUAUGUCUUCAAAAAUUUGGUAUGGGACAUAGGUUGGGCAUACUGAGAAUGGUCAAAAUUAGAAUCAUGAGCUUAACACGCCACCAAGAAACCAGAAUAAAUUACUUCUGA